Cladophialophora yegresii CBS 114405 is the source of this 480-nucleotide messenger RNA. RefSeq lists its product as uncharacterized. Bases 1 to 480 code for a protein of 159 amino acids. The record is from RefSeq and is a predicted model, not a curated record. Gene Ontology annotation, biological process: proteasome assembly. Lineage: Eukaryota; Fungi; Ascomycota; Eurotiomycetes; Chaetothyriales; Herpotrichiellaceae. The transcript is spliced from 2 exons.
AUGGGCAUACCGCAAGACUACGGGGUAGACAUGGACGACACGAAAGUGACAAUUCCCUUUCCUGCGCCCACGAAGCAGGUUGCCGGCGAGAUCAAUGGCGUCAAGACAGACGUGAUGUACAUGUCAUUCGCGGACAAAAUCAUGAUCACAGUCACGCAGAACGGGAGGUUAGGGCAAUGGGUCACGGUGCCGCUCUUCAGCGACAAUCCAACUCAAUCAGAUCCGUACUUCCAAACAAAUCAAUAUGGGGACGAUGGGCUGCUUCCCUCAUCACGUUUCUCCCCGCGGACACUGCUUGGUGCUGGAGGCACUGAUAGGGAAGCUAUGGGUCAACUUUAUGCCUCUCAGAUCGCCCAUGCCAUUGUCACCAAGUCGCCUGAGGAAAGCCGUGCGCUUAUGUUGGGAUUGGGACUUGCCAAGGUCGAGAUGGACCGAGAUGUCUUCUUGCAGAUCAUCGACCUUGUCCUAUCUGUACUGUGA